AUGUCUACUGAAAAAAUUUCAUUCUUAUUAAAUUGGCAAGCUACACCAUAUCAUAUCCCAAUUUAUAUCGCUCAAUUGAAAGGUUAUUUCAAAGAAGCCGGUGUUGAUAUUUCCAUCUUGGAACCAUCAAAUCCUUCAGAUGUCACUGAAUUAAUUGGAUCUGGUAAGAUUGAUAUGGGUUUAAAAGCUAUGGUUCAUACUUUAGCUGCAAAAGCUCGUGGUUUCCCAGUCACUUCUGUUGGUUCUUUAUUAGAUGAACCUUUUACUGGUGUUUUAUAUUUGGAAGGUUCAGGUAUUACACCAGAUUUUACUUCAUUAAAGGGUAAAAGAAUUGGUUAUGUUGGUGAAUUUGGUAAAAUCCAAAUUGAUGAAUUAACAAAACAUUAUGGUAUGACUCCAGAUGAUUAUACUGCAGUUAGAUGUGGUAUGAAUGUUGCAAAAUUUAUUAUUGAAGGUAAAAUUGAUGCAGGUAUUGGUAUUGAAUGUAUUCAACAAGUUCAAUUAGAAGAAUAUUUAAAAGAAAUAGGUAGACCUUCCUCAGAUGCUAAGAUGCUUAGAAUUGAUAAAUUAGCUGAAUUAGGUUGUUGUUGUUUCUGUACCAUAUUGUACAUUGUUAAUGAUAAAUUCUUAGAAGCUAAUCCUGAAAAAGUUAAAAAAUUCUUAAAAGCUAUCAAGAAGGCAACUGAUUAUGUUCUAAGUGAACCAAAACAAGCAUGGGAAGAAUAUAUUGAUUUUAAACCAGAAUUAGCAAAUCAAUUAUCUUCCAAGAUGUUUGAAAGAUGUUUUGCUUAUUUCUCAGAUUCUUUAUAUAACGUUCAUAGAGAUUGGAGAAAAGUCACAGCUUAUGGUAAAAGAUUAGAAAUUUUACCUGAAGAUUAUAAAUCAAAUUAUUCAAAUGAAUAUUUAUCAUGGCCUGAACCUGAAGAAGUUAGUGAUCCAACUAAAGCUCAAGAAUUAAUGUUGGAACAUCAAGAAGAAUGUAAAGCUUGUGGUGGGUAUAGAAGAUUAGAUUUAUCUUCAUUAGCUCCAACUGCUCAAAAGGCUUAA
Hansenula ciferrii is the source of this 1047-nucleotide messenger RNA. RefSeq names its product NMT1/THI5 family protein. The coding region runs from base 1 to 1047 and encodes 348 amino acids. The record is from RefSeq and is a predicted model, not a curated record. Gene Ontology annotation, biological process: thiamine biosynthetic process. The transcript has a single exon. NCBI's taxonomy places the organism in Eukaryota, Fungi, Ascomycota, Saccharomycetes, Phaffomycetales, Wickerhamomycetaceae.